AUGUACCUGAUCACCGUCCUGGGGAACCUGCUCAUCAUCCUGGCCGUCAGCUCAGACCCCCACCUCCACACGCCCAUGUACUUCUUCCUGUCCAACCUGUCCUUCGUGGACAUCUGCUUCACCUCCACCACCGUCCCCAAGAUGCUGGUGAACAUCCAGACACACAGCAAAGCCAUCACCUACGAGGGCUGCCUCACCCAGAUGUAUUUCUUCCUAAUCUUUGUAGCACUGGACAACUUUCUCCUGACCGUGAUGGCCUAUGACCGCUAUGUGGCCAUCUGCCACCCCCUGCACUACACGGUUAUCAUGAACCCCCGGCUCUGUGGGCUGCUGCUUCUGGCUUCCUUUCUCACCGUGGUCUGUUUAUUUUAUGGUACGAUACUAGGUGUGUAUUUGAGCUCUGCUGUGACCCAGAACUCACAGUCCCUGGCACUUGCCUCCGUGAUGUACACAGUGGUCACCCCCAUGCUGAACCCCUUCAUCUACAGCCUCAGAAAUAAGGACAUCAAGGGCGCUCUGGCAAAUCUGAUUGGGAAGAAAAAGUAA
Molecule: messenger RNA, 546 nt
Organism: Sorex fumeus (smoky shrew)
Lineage: Eukaryota; Metazoa; Chordata; Mammalia; Eulipotyphla; Soricidae
Product: olfactory receptor 7A10-like
Exons: 2
Coding region: 1-546 (181 amino acids)
Biological process (GO): G protein-coupled receptor signaling pathway
Cellular component (GO): membrane
Molecular function (GO): G protein-coupled receptor activity; olfactory receptor activity
Source: RefSeq, a predicted model, not a curated record